AUGAGCAGCUCUUCGUCAAGCCCAACUAUCUCUCUUGGCAAGCUCAAAAACGCUCUAAUUGGUAUCUCAGUUCUGACAUUUUCUACCGUCGUCUUCUUCGCGCUACAUACAUCGCCUCAUCUCCCCUUCCGACCGAAUGAUAUUGAGAAUCCAUGGAUUCCGUCAGAUCCGCCAUCAUGGCCGCCGCAGCCAGCCAAUAAUAGUCGAUACACCGACCGGCUCGUCAAUUACAAACCAGAACACCCCAAUUUCAGCGAGGUGCAACCCAUAGACACCAAGCGUCUUGCCGUAUUGUUACCAACCUUUGAUGGACAUUUCCCCCAAGUCUUUCGCUAUUUCCAAUCCGUCAAGUGUCUAUGCGUCGACCAUGAUAAGGUCGACUGGCACAUCAUCGUAUCCAACUCUGCAGAAGUCGAGGGCCUUACUCAGCUUCUCUCGACCCUCGAAGAUUGCAACGAAACAUUCAGUCGAUGGAAAACACCAAAAGAUAACGUUCCCGGGAACAAUCCAACUUUUAAUAUCGUGAAUCUAUACGACAUUCUGCCAGCCAGGCUACGAGCGAACCUGACACGCGAAGACACCAGCGGUUUGUUGAAGAAGUAUGAUAAAUACGCUUAUCAAUCGAUCAAGAAAAUGUCUGCGGCUGAUCAUUUCGAUUACGACUUGGCCAUGUGGCUGGAUUCCGAAGCGAUAUUUGUUUCGCCAGCAGCCACUCUGGGGCGAUCCAUCAAUUCCUUUGGUGAUCAGCUUUGGUUACUGGAGUCUCUCCAGUGGAUCAUUGAGAAGCCCAUAUGGAAUGAUAUGGUCUCGUCUGUUGAGAUGGCGCACGGUGGUAACUUUUGGGACAUUUGGAUUGAGAACGCUUAUCCUUUCGAAUUGCUGGUGUACUACCUUCACAUUAUCGCACGCAAGAUGGAAACUGCAAAUUCGAUAUUGUCGAACUAUCGCAUUUUGGAAACAGAGCGCGAGCUCAUUCGCUUCGGCCUGGCUGAAUCUAUCUCGGCAAUGGAGGGAAGAAGAGGAACAGGAUUCAUGGAAAGGCUACCUCAUCUCAUUACGAAACCACAUUCGGUUCUGGCACCGAACUUGAUAGCAUUUUGUCAAAGCUAUUCUCUUCGGGCGUUGAGAAUGGAUAACAUGGAUAACUUUGAAGAGAGUGCCCUAGACAGUUUCCUGAUUGAUGGGGACAUCAAGAUGCUGGUGUCAGGAGCGCCAGAUAUUCAUAAAUGGUGGGAUGAUCGGAUAAAAAACGGCGAGAAUAUCAGCAACACACAGACUACUUUUAGUUAA
Molecule: messenger RNA, 1290 nt
Organism: Fusarium fujikuroi IMI 58289
Lineage: Eukaryota; Fungi; Ascomycota; Sordariomycetes; Hypocreales; Nectriaceae
Exons: 5
Coding region: 1-1290 (429 amino acids)
Source: RefSeq, a predicted model, not a curated record